GGAGAGUUGAAGGGUCGGAGGUUGAGUGGAGGGAGCCGGCGCCGCUCAUUUGUCUGUUCAGUGAAUCUACGGAAAGCGCGGGGAGAAAGUCACCAGAGAGAACUUCUUCUUCUUCCCAAGCCCAGAGCCACUGAUGUUCCGUGUGAGCAGAGGGACGGCCACGGAGUAGCCACGUGGACCCAUUGGGUGAUGGGGGGCAGGUGACAGUUGCUGAGGAUGCCCCUGAUUGACAAGCUGCGUGAGAGGAUAUCACGAGCCUUCUACAGCCACGGGCUGCUCUGUGCCUCCUACCCUAUCCCCAUCAUCAUCCUCACUGCUCUCUGCAUUCUGGCCUCCUGUUACCCCCUGCUAAAGCUUCCGCUGCCUGGGACUGGCCCAGUUGAGUACGUCACCUCAGUGAAAGAUUAUUCACCUCCACCUUUAGAGCCGAACCCAGAGGACCACAGUGACCAACCUGAUUGGUACGUGGGGCUGCCCGUGGCCUACAUACAGCAGGUGUUGGUUAAAGCUGUCGUAUCUCCGUGGGACAAGGACUUCCUGGCUGUGGAUGUUUUCCGGUCUCCACUGUCUCGUGUCUUUCCAUUGGUGGAAGAGAUCAGGAACCACGUGCUUAGAGACAAAUCCCAGGAGAAGAGUCUAGAAGAUGUGUGUCUCCAGGUGACAGACCUGCUGCCUGGCCUGAAGAAGUUCCGUGACAAGUUACCUGAACAUGGCUGCCUACUACUUUCUCCAGCCAACUUCUGGCAGAACAGCCAAGAACAGUUCAGCAGUGACCCAGACCUUAUCAGAACCAUCCAUCAGCAUGAGCCCAAGACCUUACAGACCUCUGCUACUCUCAAAGACUUGCUUUUUGGAGUCCCAGGAAAGCAGAGCGGAGUCAGUUUGUACAACCUCAAGAGGAUUGUAUCCUACACCGUCACCAUCGCUCUUCGCAGAUACAAUGCCACCUUCCUGGACAGUUUAAGGUCCCGACUCAAGCGGCAACACCCCAGCACCAACUCCAGCGCAGCCAGUCAGCACAUUGUACAUGUACAUUUUAAGGAAGAAAUUGGUAUAGCCGAGCUCAUUCCUCUUGUCACUACCUACAUCAUCCUCUUCGCUUACAUCUACUUUUCCACCAGGAAGAUAGACCUGGUGAAAUCUAAAUGGGGGUUGGCACUGGCUGCAGUAGUAACGGUUCUGAGCUCCCUGCUGAUGUCUGUCGGGUUGUGCACUCUCUUUGGACUGACACCAACUCUCAACGGCGGGGAGAUUUUCCCAUACUUGGUCGUAGUCAUUGGUUUAGAAAAUGUUUUGGUUCUGACUAAAUCUGUCGUAUCGACUCCUGUUGACCUGGAGGUGAAGCUCAGAAUAGCUCAAGGACUCAGUAAUGAGAGCUGGUUCAUAAUGAAGAACAUGGCUACUGAGCUGGGCAUCAUUCUGAUUGGUUACUUCACCCUGGUACCUGCUAUACAGGAGUUCUGUCUGUUUGCUGUAGUUGGGCUGGUGUCCGACUUCUUCUUACAGAUGUUUUUCUUCACCACUGUGCUGUCCAUUGAUAUCCGCAGAAUGGAGUUGGCUGAUCUGAACAAACGGAUACCAGCAGAAGCCUGCAUACCUCCCCCUAAGCCUGGGGCUAAAAGAUACGAUCGCCAGCCAACCCUGCGUCCUGCCACCCCUCAUACCAUCACCCUCCAGUCUUUGCGAAAUCUGCGCCUCCCCAAGAGACUGCGCCUGGUGUACUUCUUUGCCAGAACCCGACUUGCGCAGAGAAUCAUCAUGGCUGGGACGGUGGUCUGGAUUGGGAUCCUUGUAUACACUGACCCCGCUGGGCUGCGGAAUUACUUAACAGUUCAUGUGACCGAGCAGAGCCCCCUGGGAGGAGCAGUCAUACCUCCUAUUCCUGUACCAGUGCUGUCGGCAUCCAACCCACACGGCCCCCUCUCAGCUGUCUUCCCUACAGGCUCCUCCCAGCUGCUGGAAAACCAAUCGCAAAGAGACAGCAAGGAGGUGAUUGACUCGCUGAGCUCCAGGAUUUGGGAAGAGAGUCAGCCUGAAGACAAGAGCAAAGAGAGAGCUGCUGAAAUAGAGGACAAAGCUCACACGCAGGUCACCUGGGGAUCUGAAGAUGAGGAGACUUGGAGGAAGCUCUCAUUCAGACAUUGGCCGACCCUCUUCAGUUACUAUAAUAUCACGCUGGCCAAAAAGUACAUCAGCAUCCUGCCCAUGAUUCCCGUCACACUGUACCUGACACCACAGGAGGUGUCUGAUGCGCGGCACCCGCAGGAGGCUCAACACUCGCACCCCUAUCUGCAGCGGGAAGGGAAGCCAGACGAAGCCUGGGCUCGAGUCGAGGCCAAAGGGGCUGAGCAGCCCACCGAAAAUCAGACGCCAGCAGAUGUCACCUUGUACAAGGUCGCUGCAUUAGGUCUGGCCUCUGGAAUUUUCCUGGUCCUGUUUUUCUUCCUUCUUUAUCGGCUCCUGUGCCCUAAGAAUUACGGACAGAAUGGAGUGUCCCACGGCCGCAGGAAAAAGGGGGAUCUGCCAUGUGACGACUACGGUUAUUCUCCUCCUGAGACUGAGAUUGUGCCCCUUGUGCUGAGAGGGCACCAUAUGGACAUUGAGUGUCUGGCCAGUGAUAAGAUGCUGCUGGUGAGCUGCUGCUUGGCUGGACAGAUCCGCGUGUGGGACGCUCAAAGUGGAGACUGUCUAACAAUCAUACCCAAACCCAGUUUGCGCAGGGAGAGCAGUGGGGUGUUUGAGUAUCAGGAUAACUGGGAGCCGACCCCCGAGUGCAAGUACAACCCUGAGGAGUCUCUGGAAAAUGGUUACCAGCUAAAGAGAAGAACACUGCACCCUCCUCUCUUCUCUGACCAACCAGAUUUAACCAGUCUGAUUGAUACUAACUUCUCUGAGCAACCUGCGAACGAGGAGUCUGGGGCCAGGCAGCGGCUGAACUGCAUCAAACAGGAAUCUCCUCCCAUAGGUUAUGACUUUAGCAGCCUGGUACAGAAGGUGUAUGAGGAGCAUGAAGUCUCCAGCUUUGGCAGCUUCCCUCUUGUCCUCCCUCCAGCCCCUUACGGACAGUGCCAACUGUCAUCAGGGAGGCGGAGCCAAACGCCCGCGGGCUGCGUGGAUGGCAGUUGUGCCCGAAGGAAAAGCUCCACAGAAGAGACUACUGGUUAUUGUAAUGGGUCCUCCUCACCCGCCCCAAGCUGGACUGAUUCUUUUGAGAGCUCAGUUUGGAGCCUAGGCCUUCAGGGAAACUUGAUAGUAGUUGGGAGGAGUAAUGGUAACUUAGAAGUCUGGGACGCCAUUGAAGGAAGUCUCCGCUGCAGUAACUGCGAUGGGCAGAGUGGCAUCACAUCUCUGGUGUUCCUCAAUCACAGGGUUGUGGUAGCGAGGCUCAAUGGCUCCAUGGAUUUUUAUUGUCUAGAUUCCCAAAAAUCCACCAACCAGCUGCAAUUUAGAGGUGCCGCAAACAGAAGCAAUGUCCCCAGCUCCCCACUGUACAGUACUGAUGAUGUCAUUGGCUGCCAGCGGACCCAUACAGUGGCCUGUGCCCACCGGAAGCCAAUCACUGCCCUGAAAGCAGCAGCAGGCCGGCUAGUGACAGGGAGCCAGGACCACACAGUGAGAAUAUACCGCCUGGAGGAUGCCUGUUGCCUCUUCACUCUUCAGGGACACUCGGGUGGAAUCACGGCCAUUUAUAUCGAUGAGACGAUGGUUCUGGCCAGCGGGGGGCAGGAUGGAGCAAUCUGCCUGUGGGAUGUAUUGACAGGAAGCCGGGUCAGUCACAUGUUCGGGCACCGUGGUGAUGUCACGUCUUUGCUUUGCACUGCUUCCUGUGUAAUCAGCAGUGGGCUGGAUGAUGUCAUCAGCAUAUGGGACAGGAGCACAGCGAUUAAACUCUACUCCAUCCAGCAGGAUUUGGGCUGUGGUUCCAGCUUGGGGCUCAUCUCAGACAACCUCCUCGUUACAGGAGGACUGGGCUGUGUGUCUUUCUGGGACGUUGGUUAUGGGGACCUCUUGCAGACGGUUUAUCUGGGGAAGUGUGAGGAUUCGCAGCCGGCGCGUCACAUUCUAGUGUUGGACAAUUCGGCUAUAGUGUGUGACUUUGGCAGUGAGCUGAGCCUGGUCUACGUCCCCUCUGUGCUGGAGAAGCUCGACUGAGACCUGUGGACUGGGACCUACAGCUCACGCUUUAACCCUUGCCUGCCCUUGCAGCGGGGCAGUUACUGUUAGUUGCCUAUAAUAUAUUCCAAUGGAAUUCUACAGUAUACCUGGUACAGCCCCAACCUGACGGGUUGGUACUGUACCACGGGAAACGCACGACCAAAAGAUUCGUAAUGGAUCAGUAGCACUUCAUUGUCAUCCGUGGAUUUCGGCAUGAUCUAUGCCCUGGAGGGAACGUAUUCUGUUAUUAGGGUUGUCCAGUCUCAAGCCAGUCAAAUGUGAUUGAACAGCUGUUGAGGGGAUUCUGGGAGUUGUAGUUUAGGUGGGACGGCCCUAUGCUUUAUUGAUACCAUUAUGGGUGUGGCCAGGAGCUGUACAGGCAGUUUAGGGUGAAGAGGGUGUUGUUACAGCACAGGCAGUGGGGCCCUUCCUUGCAGGUGGAGCACAGGGUGUCUGACUCCAUUCACAUUCCCAUUAGGGAAUAAAAAAACACUACACAAUGUUUCCAUCCCACCCCAAUAUUCUGCGCGCAGGACUCCCCGGUAUUCUGCGUGGCCAACCAUGUAAAUGUCCUACAAUAUUGGGAACAAGUGAAUGUGUCACAUGGUACAACUUAUGGCUCCACCCACUUAUGAAUGUGUCACAUGGUACAACUAUAUAAAGGCAACGAGGAACAUCUCAUAUAAAUUAUUUGUUCCCCCCCCAUCAUAUAAUGUUUGUGUCACAUGGUAUGGGAUGAAUAAAAGAAAGAAUCAGCCCUCGUAAAUAGAGUUUGUCGGCACUCAUUUGGUUAUGGGAGGGACAGUGCCAGCUGGGAGGGGCUUAAGCCUAAGGCCACUCCUUCCCCUGGGUGGAACAGAGUCAGUCACGUGACAUGAAAGCAAACAGCCUGCUCUGUUGACUCGGAUGUGUCACGUUAUAUGAAAUAAUAUUUUUGGUAAAGGUUAUAAUUUAUUUUGAUGUAGAUCUUAUUCUUUAUAGAGCUUGAAACGGUUAAUUGUACAUUUGUGCUCUUGGUUUCUGUCUGUUUUGUUUUUUUGGAUUUUUUUUUUAUCUCUUCUCUUUUCUUACAUAAAAGAAUUCUACCUGAUAAUCCA
This is a messenger RNA of Xenopus laevis (African clawed frog), 5252 nucleotides long. It is a transcript of the gene scap.S, whose product is annotated as SREBF chaperone S homeolog. Gene Ontology annotation, biological process: SREBP signaling pathway; regulation of cholesterol biosynthetic process. Lineage: Eukaryota; Metazoa; Chordata; Amphibia; Anura; Pipidae. Gene Ontology annotation, molecular function: sterol binding. Gene Ontology annotation, cellular component: endoplasmic reticulum membrane; ER to Golgi transport vesicle membrane; Golgi membrane. The record is from RefSeq and is marked provisional.